Molecule: messenger RNA, 1048 nt
Organism: Salvia splendens (bonfire salvia)
Lineage: Eukaryota; Viridiplantae; Streptophyta; Magnoliopsida; Lamiales; Lamiaceae
Exons: 5
Coding region: 194-823 (209 amino acids)
Source: RefSeq, a predicted model, not a curated record
ACCCCUUUUUUCGAAAUCUCUCACAAAAGGGCAGAAAGAGUAGUUCCUUACUCCAUCCAUCGCCACCCUAAAAAUCCACUUUUCAAUCCUUCUCUCUGUCUGCUAACACCCGAUUCGGUUUCCGAUCGUAUCAAAUUCACUCUCUCUUUGUAUCUGUUGCUACACGAAUUUUAGUUUUUGAAUUUAAUAGAAAAUGGUGUCGGCCAAUAGGGAGAUGGUGGUGUACUGCUUCGACACACUGGUGGCGCACUACAACAACGAGGAGCCCCCUCUUCCUGCCUUCGAUGAGGGCCAACAUCCACUGUUCGUGACCUGGAAAAAAGUGAUCAAUGGUGGGGAACCUCGUUUACGUGGAUGCAUAGGGACUUUGGAAGCUCGCGCCAUAGUUAAUGGUUUCAAGGACUAUGCUUUAACAAGUGCCCUCAGGGAUCGACGAUUUCCCCCAAUACAAGCUAAAGAACUACCUUCCUUAGAAUGUACAGUUUCCAUUUUGACAAAUUAUGAAACUGCUCGUGACUACCUCGACUGGGAGGUUGGGAAGCAUGGAAUAAUUAUUGAAUUUACUGAUCCUGACUACAAUACAAGGCGAAGUGCCACCUACUUACCUGAGGUUGCUGCUCAUGAAGGGUGGACAAUUGUUGAAGCAAUUGAUUCAUUGAUUAGAAAAGCGGGUUAUAGAGGCACCAUCACUGAACAACUGCGAAAGAGCAUCCAGCUUACCCGUUACCAAAGCACACUAUUUACCAUGCCGUACAGUGAAUAUGUUGCCUAUGCGAAGACAACUAGAGGUGUUGCUCCGACUAUUAAUGGGGUGAAACCAUGAUAGGUUCAUUGACUUCCAUUUAUGCUGCGAAACUAUCGCACCGAUCUGAAGGUAAUUUAUUCAACAUAAAUUGUGGGGUUCAUAUUGCCCAGUGAUUAUUAUUCAUCUUUUUAUGUUUCUUGGGUUUCCUGGAUAGUUCUGGUGUGUUGUAAAAUUUAUGUCGUUAAUAAGUAAUAUUAUACGCUAGUGUGGUACAGCAUGUUCUAAUGGAUUGAACAAGUCUGA